This is a messenger RNA of Dipodomys spectabilis (banner-tailed kangaroo rat), 1537 nucleotides long. RefSeq names its product plasmanylethanolamine desaturase. The record is from RefSeq and is a predicted model, not a curated record. Gene Ontology annotation, biological process: ether lipid biosynthetic process. Gene Ontology annotation, molecular function: plasmanylethanolamine desaturase activity. Gene Ontology annotation, cellular component: endoplasmic reticulum membrane. Lineage: Eukaryota; Metazoa; Chordata; Mammalia; Rodentia; Heteromyidae. The transcript is spliced from 6 exons. The coding region runs from base 31 to 849 and encodes 272 amino acids.
GAGCGCACCGGGCGGGCCGGGCGAGAGGCCAUGGCGGGCGCCGAGGAUGGGCCGGGCCCGCGGCCGGAGCUCGACGAGGAGGAGGAGGCGGCGUCGGGCCGGCGCUGGGGCGCGCAGCACGCCGGGGCCCGCGAGCUGGCCGCGCUCUACUCGCCAGGCAAGCGGUUCCAGGAGUGGUGCUGCGUGAUCCUGUGCUUUGGCCUCAUUGCCCACAACUUGGUCCACCUCCUGUUGCUGGCCCGCUGGGAGCACAUGCCCCUGGUCAUUGUGGGCAUCGUUGCCGGCGCGCUCGUUGCUGACUUCCUGUCUGGCCUGGUGCACUGGGGGGCCGACACAUGGGGCUCCGUGGAGCUGCCCGUUGUGGGGAAGGCUUUCAUCCGGCCCUUCCGGGAACACCACAUCGACCCCACAGCCAUCACAAGGCACGACUUCAUUGAAACCAACGGUGACAACUGUCUGGUGACCCUGCUGCCGCUGCUGAACAUGGCCUACAAGUUCCGCACCCUGAGCCCAGGAGCCCUGGAGCCGCUGUACCCCUGGGAGUGCUUUGUCUUCUGCCUGAUCCUCUUUGGCACCUUCACCAACCAGAUCCACAAGUGGUCGCACACGUACUUCGGGCUGCCGCGCUGGGUGGAGGCGCUGCAGGACUGGCACAUCAUCCUGCCCCGCCGGCACCACCGCAUCCACCACGUGUCGCCCCACGAGACCUACUUCUGCAUCACCACAGGCUGGCUGAACUACCCACUGGAGAAGAUGGGCUUCUGGCGGCGCCUGGAGGGUCUCAUCCAGGGCCUCACAGGCGAGAAGCCGCGGGCGGACGACAUGAAGUGGGCCCAGAAGAUCAAGUGACUUCUGGAGCCCACUCCAGCGACCAGCCGCCCCAGCCUUGAACGGAAGCCAUCUGCCAAAUCCCUGCCUCGCCCAGGGGACCCCGCCCACCCGUGACAAUACUUGAGCCACUGACUUCAGUGCUUCUUCCUUUUGUUUCCUGGGCCCCUCCCCAAGCGCCUGAGCUGCUGUCCCAAAGCCCAGCACUGCAGAAAAAGGGAGCCCCGCCCCCGGCGCCCCUGCCCUGCCCCGCCCCAGGGCUGAAGGAGGCCACUGACAUGGCCCUGCCUGGCCCCAGUGGCCCAGGGAGACCCGGACCCUUGGGCGCCCCUGCAGGUGGACAGCCUUUGCCGCCAGUGGUCACCCAAGAUGGCGCCCGCCAGAGGGGCCGAGGGCAGCCAGCAGCAGAGGCCAAGACCCCCGUCAUGUCUGGGCACCCUCUCCCUCCGCCCGCCCCAUUCCAGCUGCCUCUGAUGUCCCCGGCUCCAGCUGGCUCUGCGGUCACAGCCGUGAAGGGCUGGUCACCUGGGAAAGGCCAUCCUGUCUCCUUACAAGGUGUGUCGGAAGGAAGCGGGGCUUUUUUAUUUUGGGUUUUUUUUAAAGGUGCUUGCUUGUUAAUGUAUAAUAGAACGCCUUAAUAUCUUUUCUGUAACACGGAAUACUAUUUUAAUGUCCUGUUUUGGAUGUACAUAAUAUAUUUAUAACAAAG